Leptosia nina is the source of this 2313-nucleotide messenger RNA. The record is from the annotation of a GenBank genome assembly. Lineage: Eukaryota; Metazoa; Arthropoda; Insecta; Lepidoptera; Pieridae.
AUGAGUAUAAAAAGGGAGUAUGAAGCGAGAUCAGCACAUUCGGCAGGGAGCAGCAACAUGAGGUUCUUAGUGUUGGCGGCGUUAGUCGUCGCGGCCUCGGCCACCGCGCUGAAGGAUGUUAACUACCAGGACUUUGUUAUUGGAAAGGAUACCUUAGUUAACGUGGACAUCAAAACUAAGGAGAUCUACUGCUGGAAGUUACUCAACCACAUCCUGCAACCCACCAUGUACGACGACAUUCGCGAUGUCGCUCGGGACUUCGUACUUGAAGACAAUUUCGACAAAUUUUUGAAAGAUGAUGUCGUCAAACGUUUCAUUGAAGUCUUCAAGAUGGGCAUGCUCCCACGUGGUGAGAUCUUCGUGCACACUAACUUGCACCACAUGGACCAAGCCAUCGUCGCAUUCCGUAUGCUCUACUUUGCCAAGGACUUUGACACCUUCAUCCGAACCGCCUGCUUCUUGAGGGAGCGUAUCAACGGUGGCAUGUUUGUCUACGCUUUCACUUGCGCCGUCUUCCACCGCCAAGACUGUCGCGGUAUCGUCCUCCCUGCACCUUACGAGAUCUACCCCUACUUCUUCGUCGACAGCCAUGUCAUCCAAAAAGCCUUUAUGCUAAAGAUGUCCAGGGCCGCCACCGACCCAGCUAUUUUCAACUAUUAUGGCAUUAAAGUGACCGACAAAAACCUGUUGGUCAUUGACUGGCGUAAAGGUGUUCGCACCACUCUCAGUAAAGACGACCGUCUCACGUACUUCACUGAAGACAUCGAUCUAAACACAUACAUGUACUACUUGCACAUGAGCUACCCCUUCUGGAUGAUUGAAGACACAUACAAUCUACACAAGGAGCGCCGCGGUGAGAUCACCAUGUACGCUCACAAACAGUUGCUCGCUCGCUACAGGUUAGAACGUCUAACGAACAGAAUGUGCGAUAUUGAUAUGAUCAAGUUCGACGACAAGGACAAUGUCGGAUACUGGCCCAAGAUCCGUUUACACACAGGAGAUGAGAUGCCGGUCCGUCCCAACAACGUAAAGCUGGUUACCAAAUACAACCUAAGAGAAAGAAUGUACGUAGAAGAUAUUGAGAGGAUCAUUCGCGACGGUAUCACAACUGGAAAGAUUGAAAAACGCGAUGGAACUGUCAUCCACUUGAAGAAGGUCGAGGACUUCGAAAACCUUGCUAGAGUGUUGCUGGGUGGUUUGGGUAUCGUCAACGAUGACGCCAAGGUCAUACAUGUUGUACAUCUGUUCAGAAGGCUCUUGUCCUAUGGAACAUACAACUUUGACAAAUACACAUACAUCCCUACCGCUUUGGACAUGUACACAACUUGUCUACGCGACCCACUCUUCUGGAGAGUAAUGAAGCGUAUCACAGAGCACGCCGAUUUGUUCAAGCUGUACUUGCCUAGAUACACCAGAACCGAACUCGACUUCCCCGGCGUCAGAGUAGACCGUAUUACCACAGACAAACUUGUCACCUUCAUGGACGAAUACGACCUCGACAUGACCAACGCUUUGUACCUCGACGACGUCGAAAUUCAAAAGAAGAAAUCUGACAUGACAUUCGUCGCUCGAAUGCGCCGCCUUAACCACCAACCUUUCAAGGUAACAAUUGAUGUCGACUCGGAGAAGACAAUCGACGCCGUCGUAAGAGUGUUCAUUGGACCGAAAUACGACUGCAUGGGUCGCCUUCUAAACUUCGAUGACAAGCGUCACGAUAUGGUUGAAUUCGACAGCUUCUUAUACAAACUGCAAACAGGCAAGAACACAAUCGUCCGUAACUCUUUCGAGAUGCACGGCGUCAUCGGUGACAGGGAAUGGACCCGUCGUUUCUUCGACAACAGCCGUGACACUACAGGAGCGUACGAGAAGAUUGUCGACAGCUACUGGUACAAAACACGUAUCGGUUUUCCACACAGACUGCUCCUUCCUCGUGGUACUGUUGGCGGUUUUGAGAUGCAAAUGUUUGUGAUUGUUACCCCUGUGCGCACUGGUAUGGUUCUGCCCACCAUUGACCUUAAUGUAAUGAAAGACCGUCACGCGUGUCGCUGGACCGUGUGCUUCGACACUAUGCCUCUCGGUUUCCCCUUCGACAGGAGAAUCGAUCUGACCGACUUCUUCACCACCAACAUGAAGUUUACAGACGUCAAGAUCUUCUACAAGGACUUGGCAACAUCGAACUCAGUGAAGGAUAUGGACAUGUCCGACAUGAUCAUGAAGCGUGAUGAUCUCACCUACUACGACAAGGACAUGUUAAUGAAGUGGUCCUACAAAGACGUCAUGAUGAUGAGCACUGAUAAAAUGAUGAGAAUGUAA